Messenger RNA from Cuscuta epithymum, 691 nucleotides. The record is from the annotation of a GenBank genome assembly. NCBI's taxonomy places the organism in Eukaryota, Viridiplantae, Streptophyta, Magnoliopsida, Solanales, Convolvulaceae.
UAAAUUCGAUCGUAACAGUCCAAUAUUUUUUAUUUCUCUUGGGGAAGUCUUUCUAAUUACCUCCUCCAUUACUUCUGAUCUCCAUAUACUAUGGGCUUAUUAUGGGCUUUGACCACCCAUCUUCAUGCAUUUGCAGGGCCUGCUACCAUGUUCAUCUAUCCUCUAUAUGCAUCCAUUGUUGCUACGGAGAAGUCGUCGAAGCUGGACAGUGAGCAAUGGCUCGCGUAUUGGAUAAUGUUGGCUUUCCUAUUUUUCAUUGAAAUGGUCUUCCGACCAAUACUUGAAUGGAUACCAAUUUGGUAUGAUGUGAAGUUAGUAUUGGUUGCGUGGAUGGUUCUGCCUUACUUCAGGGGAGCCGCUUUCAUAUAUGACAGGGUCGUUCGAGAACAAGUCAUCCUCACAUAUGCAUCAAGUCUGCUGCUGCAAUUAAAGCAACACUUGGAAACCAAAUCAUCCUGAUACAUACAUAGAUUGAUAAUCCUGACGUACGACUAAUCGUAUAAUGUAAUCAUUACUGAUCGAUUAAUUUCACAAAAGAAUGAAGUUAAUUAUAUCCCAUGUGCAUAAGUAAUUCCAUUCCUACUUCCCAAUUGGUUUAAAUGUUGAAUGCAAUUUGGCCCUUUUUAAUGUACAAACCAUGAUGGCGACCAGAAAGCCGUCUUUACCUCUUUAAGUUGGUGUGAUUAGUGAC